Molecule: messenger RNA, 2706 nt
Organism: Recurvomyces mirabilis
Lineage: Eukaryota; Fungi; Ascomycota; Dothideomycetes; Mycosphaerellales; Teratosphaeriaceae
Exons: 1
Coding region: 1-2706 (901 amino acids)
Biological process (GO): regulation of DNA-templated transcription; DNA-templated transcription
Molecular function (GO): DNA binding; DNA-binding transcription factor activity, RNA polymerase II-specific; zinc ion binding
Source: RefSeq, a predicted model, not a curated record
AUGCCAUCGCCCAUUGAGCAGCAUUUGCAUCAGCAGCUGCAGCAACAUCAUCACUUCCACCACCCUCCGCUCCACCACCCACACGUGCACGCACUCCCGCCACCACCACCUCCUCUCUCCGUCGCGACCAAACGCGCAGCAGAAGGGCCACCGCUCGUCGAGCUCCUCUCCGCCUCGACAUCACCCACAGCACACAGCGGCCAUGGCAGCAGUAAAUCCCGCAAGACCAACUCCUCCCGCACAGGUCAAGCGUGCGACCGCUGCAAGAUCCGCAAGAUCCGCUGCGAUGCCCGGACGGGCGGAUGUUCGCCCUGUCUGCAGAACAACACCGAGUGCAAGACCACGGACAGGAUAACUGGGCGCACCACCUCGCGUGGCCAUACCGAGAGUGUGGAGAGCGAGAAUGUCGAGCUCAAGAUGUAUGUUAUGGAGCUGCAACAGCAGCUGAAGGGUCAUGGGGUGGAACCUUCUGCGCCGCCGAUAGCACCAGUGGGGUAUGGGCCGCCGCCCCCUGUUCAGGCCAUGCCUGCUGGGUACGGGCCCCCGUCGUGGAGUAGUCCUAGACCGAGUACGGCCUUUCAGAGCGUCGGUGGUGCUGCUGCGAAUGAGAGGCCGAUGGCGAUGGGGUCGCUGUUGCCAGAGUUCCGGUCGGGAUGUAUCGGCGACAAUUACUUGGGUGUAGGGUCUGAGAAUAACUGGCUGAGUACCAUCGAGGGCACCUCCAUUGCGCUGUUUGGGACGAAGAUCGACUUGGCUGAUUUUAUGCCACUCGAGCCGAAUCCUGAGGCGACUGCGAUGUCUUAUGAGACUUUCCUGGCUUUCGCGUUUGGCGGGCAAAGAUUGCCUGGUAUACCAGAUUUACCAGAGUACAGCCAAUGUCGGCAGUAUGCUGAAUGGUACUUCCGCACCAUUCAGCCUUUCACGCCCGUGCUGCACAAACCCGACUUCAUGCGACUGCUUGUUCGCAUCUACCAUGAGAACUACCAGCCUACCCCAGCCGAGACGGUGAUGGUGCACAUGAUGCUCACGAUCAUGUACUUCCAGUACUCAGCCCGGAACGAAAGCGCAGAAACAAGGCAGAUGUCUUUCGAGCACUACCACUAUUCACUCAGCUUCAUACCACAACUGCUGAUGAGUCACCGCCUCGAAGACCUCCAAGCAUUGGUACUCAUCUGCGCCCAGCUACGCAACCAGCCACGGCCCGGCGCAUCAUGGAUGUUCACGAACACCGUCCUUGGUGUGGCCAUCGAAGCAGGCCUGCAUCGUUCUACCAAAGCCUGGCCGAACAACACUUCUACGCUUGACCCGCAUACGACAGAAAUGCGGAAACGUAUCUUCUGGACCCUCAUGCUCUUCCACAUCAACGCCAGCGGCAACUAUGGCCGACCCAUGCCCUUGCGAUUCGAGGACUUUGAUAUCGAGAUACCUGAACCUGUCUAUGACUGUUUGCCGGAAGAAGACCACACCACCCGUGAAUGGAAGAAAUGCUCUUUCCGAGCUGGCAUCGAAGGCUUCAAACUACUGAAAAUCCUACUCGGAGUCUACCACACCAUCUACGCCGUCAAUCCACCCCCAGAUGCGCAAUACGAGGCCACCGUCCGCCAACUAGCUCAAGAUCUCGACGUCUUCCUCGCGCAACUCCCCCCAGAACUGACCACUGGCCCUCAAUCUAUCGAGGAAGAUCGCACCUUCGCCCUCUACCUCGAGCUCAGCGCAGCCGAAUAUCAGCUCCUCCUGCACCACCCGGCACUCUGCCGCUCCAGCGCCCCACAAGUCUACUCCCGCAAUCUGGAUGUCUGCCUCGAUGCUAGUAACAGUAUUCUCGUUGUCGCUUUGAAACUGAAGCAGCUGAAGAGUUUGGACACCACGUUGUAUUAUGCUACGGACUUUAUUGCGGCGAUCUGUACGACGAUCUUCGCUUUCAAUGAGAGGAAGAAUGCGUUGCAGGUCGGGGAUGUGCAGAGAUUGAGGCAGGACAUGGAUUCUUGGCUUGAUGUCCUUGCGCAGGUGGGUCAGAUGCUCGGGACUGGUCUUCGGCUUCAGCAAUUCGUUGGCGGCAUCAUAGAUCGUCAUGUUGGGGAGAUCAGCCGCUACGUUGCUGGGCAGACGGCGAGCGCGGCUGUGCAUCAGGCUACUGCUGCCGCGGCUGUGGUCGCUGCAAACGCAAGUGCUGGAGCCGAGCAUUCCAAUCAUCCCGGUGCGAAUGAGUAUGAUCAGCAGCCAGCUAAGUACGAGGCCCCGCCUAGCGAUUACUAUAGCACGCCCUACUCCUCUUACCCGCCUCCGCCACCUGCCGCUAUGACUGGGACGCCAACGCCACAACAUCAAGCGCAGCAGCAGCAACAGCUGCUUCCGGCAUCGAACUCCGUCGAUCCGACGGCUUGGAGGCAUUUCGCUGAUAAUCUGAUGUCAGGCGUCAGCGGCGUCAACCCCGUCACGCAUGUACCUGGUUCCGCCACGGCACCUGUCGGCGUCGGCGUCGGCGUCGGCGUAGGUGGCAAUGGAGGAGGUGGGUAUAUGAGUCCCGUUCUGCAAGGUCUGAACGGCACGAUGACCCCAGCAAUUGUGGUUUCGGGAUUACCUGGCCCGCCGGGGUCGGGGGCGCAUGCUAGUCAGCAGGAGUUUGGCAGUAUGCCUUUACCGGAUAGUAGUCAGGCGUGGCCGAUGGUGCAGUUUAGUACGCUCGGGGGCACCGGUGGGGGGUAA